CGUAAUUAAAAACCAGCCUAUCUGUGAAAGCCAUCAAGACACAGCGAGCUACGUUUUGCCACGAUCCGAAUCACCAAGUUCUACCCGAUGAGUCGGAUCAGUGAUCUCGUACUAUGAUGACUCAAUUCGUUUAUAUAUAACGUAUAUACGAAACUGGUGAAGGUGCACACACCGCUGCACAUCUCCCAGUUUUCAUCAUGGCUUCAAGUGGUAUCCCGUUGGAUACAGGCGCUUUAAUAUCAGCAGUGCUGGAAGGCAUUUUAUACGGCUUUUCAGUGCUCAUGUUUAUGGGCACCAUCUGGUCUUUGACCUCCAAACGGCAGGUGCAAGACAUCAAUCGCUGCCCAAUUGUCGUAGUGGCCACCCUGCUGUUGUUACUGAGUACCGCGCACAUGGUCGCGACCAUCAUUCGUUUGGAAGAUGGAUUUGUGAAGUAUCGCGACACGUACCCAGGCGGGCCAGUAGCAUUUUUCGCAGACGUUUCGCAAGGACUGUAUGUGAUCAAGCAUGCACUAUACGUCUUACAAACGCUACUUGCUGAUGGGGUGGUGGUUUAUCGCUGCUAUGUUGUCUGGCAAUCUGUCCGGGUUAUCAUCCUACCAAGCAUGUUGUGGUGUGGCGUCGCAGUGACUGGUGUUUAUGGGGUCUGGAAUGGUUCGCAAUACGACAGCGUCUUCGUCCCAGAGCUUAUGACGUGGAUCCUGGGUUUUUUUAUCUCGACGAUUGCAGCUAAUGCAUUGAGUUCAGGAUUAAUGGCAUAUCGAAUAUGGGCGAUUGAACACAGCAUUACUACAGUUCGCGCUAGUACGCAGGGCACUAUGAUGCCAAUAGCGCGCGUGCUCAUAGAUGCCGCCGUGUUGUACUCUGUGGCGCUUCUCAUCACAUUAAUCUGUUUCAUUUGCUCGAACAACGGAGAGUAUGUUAUGUUGGAUCUGGUCAUGCCAAUCAUAUCGAUUGCCUUCUACAUGGUGCUUAUUCGCAUUGCCAUGAAUAGAAAUUACAGUUAUCGUUAUCUUUCGGCUGUGGGGACGACCGCCGAGAUGGAACAAGGCAAUUUGCAGAAAUAUCCUACGAUACCUCUGCAGGUUCAUAUAUCCCGAUUUAUGUGCAGUGACGGUACUUCAGCGUACGGAAUAGGUAGUGACCAUCAGAGGAGGUCAUCUCCAAGGGCGUUGACAGAGUGGAGGUGAUAUCAGGGCCGAAUAUGUGAUCCUCCCAAAUGGAACAUCUCAACGUCAUCCCACUUCAUAACGGUGAUAUCACAAGUUGAAACUUCUCCAAAUCCUAAUGAUGA
Messenger RNA from Suillus subalutaceus, 1294 nucleotides. RefSeq lists its product as uncharacterized. The transcript has 7 exons. Lineage: Eukaryota; Fungi; Basidiomycota; Agaricomycetes; Boletales; Suillaceae. Bases 198 to 1190 code for a protein of 330 amino acids. The record is from RefSeq and is a predicted model, not a curated record.